UCAGGUCCAGACUUGAUCCAACACUCUCCACCAUGGUCUCUGGGAGUCUCAGGUCCAGGCUUGAUACAACACUCUCCACCAUGGUCUCUGGGAGUCUCAGGUCCAGGCUUGGUCCAACUCUCUCCACCAUGGUCUCUGGUGUCCUCAGGUCCAGACUUGAUCCAACUCUCUCCACCAUGGUCUCUGGGAGUCUCAGGUCCAGACUUGAAACAACUCUCUCCACCAUGGUCUCUGGUGUCCUCAGGUCCAGGCUUGGUCCAACUCUCUCCACCAUGGUCUCUGGUGUCCUCAGGUCCAGGCUUGGUCCAACUCUCUCCACCAUGGUCUCUGGUGUCCUCAGGUCCAGGCUCGAUACAACUCUCUCCACCAUGGUCUCUGGGAGUCUCAGGUCCAGGCUCGAUACAACUCUCUCCACCAUGGUCUCUGGUGUCCUCAGGUCCAGGCUUGGUCCAACUCUCUCCACCAUGGUCUCUGGUGUCCUCAGGUCCAGGCUUGGUCCAACUCUCUCCACCAUGGUCUCUGGUGUCCUCAGGUCCAGGCUUGGUCCAACUCUCUCCACCAUGGUCUCUGGUGUCCUCAUGUCCAGACUUGGUCCAACUCUCUCCACCAUGGUCUCUGGUGUCCUCAGGUCCAGACUUGGUCCAACUCUCUCCACCAUGGUCUCUGGUGUCCUCAGGUCCAGACUUGAUACAACUCUCUCCACCAUGGUCUCUGGUGUCCUCAGGUCCAGACUUGAUACAACUCUCUCCACCAUGGUCUCUGGUGUCCUCAGGUCCAGGCUUGGUCCAACUCUCUCCACCAUGGUCUCUGGUGUCCUCAUGUCCAGACUUGGUCCAACUCUCUACACCAUGGUCUCUGGUGUCCUCAGGUCCAGGUUUGGUCCAACUCUCUCCACCAUGGUCUCUGGUGUCCUCAGGUCCAGGCUUGGUCCAACUCUCUCCACCAUGGUCUCUGGUGUUGGUAAAGCAGAAGGAUAG
This is a messenger RNA of Oncorhynchus keta (chum salmon), 977 nucleotides long. RefSeq lists its product as uncharacterized. The transcript is spliced from 10 exons. The record is from RefSeq and is a predicted model, not a curated record. NCBI's taxonomy places the organism in Eukaryota, Metazoa, Chordata, Actinopteri, Salmoniformes, Salmonidae. Bases 33 to 977 code for a protein of 314 amino acids.